Molecule: messenger RNA, 2719 nt
Organism: Pteropus alecto (black flying fox)
Lineage: Eukaryota; Metazoa; Chordata; Mammalia; Chiroptera; Pteropodidae
Gene: ZNF215
Product: zinc finger protein 215
Exons: 6
Coding region: 396-2033 (545 amino acids)
Biological process (GO): negative regulation of transcription by RNA polymerase II
Molecular function (GO): RNA polymerase II cis-regulatory region sequence-specific DNA binding; DNA-binding transcription repressor activity, RNA polymerase II-specific
Source: RefSeq, a predicted model, not a curated record
UGCCCCCAGGCGCGCCUUGUCAUUUGUAAGAUAGUGCGCCUGCAGCCGCGUUUGGGAGGAAUCAGGUGCAGUCAGGCUUCCUGGUUUGGGCGUCGAUGCCAAAGCCAGCUCCCUUCGCCAGCCAGGACGGCAACUUUGGCGGCUCCUUUAGGAACUGGAGCCUGGCGUGACUCAACAGCCCUGGCUGGGAGCCUUGCUCUCAGGUUUCACCCGAUUCAGCAGGCGUCUCUCAGGUACCUGAAUGUUGACUUUGUAUCUGAAGAUCCUGGAACUUUUCUCUUGAACUAAACUUGGUUCAAAUCCUACCACAUAUAUAUAGUACACAAGUGCUUAAGAAUUUCUGGAAUCCUCUGGUAAGACAAAUCCAAGUAACAGAAGGAGUUCUAUGCAGGAAGAUGCAGCCCCUGAACAACUUGAUGGCUAUCUCAAAACCUGAAAACCCAGCUCUAUGUGAACAAAGUGAUGUCUUGAGAGCAAACUUGUCUUGGCAGCAGGAAACCAUCCCAGUCAUGGAGACCUAUAACUCUGAGGCCUCUCGUCGAAAGUUCAGACAUUUUCAGUACUUGGAAGUGUCUGGUCCUCAGGAAGCCCUGAGCCAACUCUGGGAGCUGUGUCUUCAGUGGCUGAGACCAGAGAUUCAUACAAAGAAGCAGAUCCUAGAGCUGUUGGUGCUGGAGCAAUUCCUGACAAUUCUCCCUGAAGAGGUCAGGACUUGGGUAAAUUUACAACAUCCAAAGAGCAGCAAAGAAGUGGUGACCCUCAUAGAGGAUGUGAUUGAAAUGCAUAAAGACAAAGAUAUACCCUGCAAGGAUUCUGUCCUACUCCAGAAGGGGAGCAUCAAGGAGAAAAAGGAAGCUGACUCACUAACGGGCAAAUUUCAGGAACCAGUGACAUUCAAAGAUGUGGUUGUGGAAUUCAGCGAGGAAGAGUGGGGGCACCUGGACCCUGCUGUAAAGAGCCUGUACAGGGAUGUGAUGCUGGAGAACUACAGGAACCUGAAUUCAUUACGUAAAGAGCACCUAUUUUCCAAACCAGAUGAGGUCCCCAAGUUGGAGUGUAAGAAAAAAAGAUGGAUAACGGAGCAAGAAAUCCCAAGAACAAUCAUUUUUGACAGACAGACAAUUUCAGAAAAUCAAGAUUCAGUUCUGAAGCAGAGAAUUUCUGGAGAAGAAUCAUCCCAUGGAGUGAUUAUGACAAGACUAACCCAAAGUGGACCUUCUUUAGAUGCCUGGAAAAGUGAUGAUUGGGAUCAUUGGGACAUAAAUUUGCCUCAAGGAGCUUUCAUUCAUAAGACAGUGUACACUGAGGAGGGAGACUUUGAAUGUAGUGAAAAUAAAAAUUUUGACGUUAAGUCAGUUAACUCAGUUUUUGAUAAACAACAAGGAUUUCCUAUGAGAAAAGAGUCCCUAAAAUGUGAUAAGUUUAAAACUCAGUUCAAAUUUAAUUUAGACUCAGUAGGUAAGCAACAUUCAGAAUAUAAUGAAUGUGAGAGUGCCAUGAGCCUGAGUAUAGAUAUUCGUCACCCAAAAAGUCAUACCACAAUGAAUUCCUAUGAAUGUUAUCAGUGUGGAAAAGCCUUCAGCCGUAGUUCAUCUCUUAUUCGACAUCAGAUCAUUCACACAGGAGAGAAACCCUAUAAAUGCAGUGAAUGUGGGAGAUUCUUCAACAGACGUACAAACCUCACUAAGCAUCAAAAACUUCAUACUGAGGCAAAGGCCUACGAAGGCAAUAAAUGUGGAAUCACAUUCAGUAAGAGUGAAGACAGUAAUAAACAUCCAAGUCUCCAUCCUGGAGAUAAUGCCUAUGAAUGUGUUAACUGUGGAAAGUCCUUCAACCGGAGCUCUUCGCUUAUUCGACAUCAAAUGAUUCAUACUGGAGAGAAACCAUUUAAAUGUAAGGAAUGUGAGAAAACCUUCAACAGGAGUUCAAACCUUACUAAACACCAAAAACUUCAUACUCGGGAGAAGUCCUAUAACAGGAAGAAAUGUGGCCUUACUUUCAGUCAGAGUGCAGAACUCAUUCACCAUCCAUGAAUUUAUGCUGAAAGGAAUCCUAUGAAAGUCAAGUGGAAGAAAAUUUAUCAUAGAUGAUUAUUUAAUUGAUAUGACAGAAUUAAUUUCGGAGAGAAAUAUAUUACUGGAUAGAAAUCUGAGGGAGCUUUUCCAGGCUUCCAGAUGAAGCCACAGGGUUUGGCAUUAAACAUACCACCAUACAAGUAUUUGUCUAUCAUUAUUCUGAGGUCCAUUACCAUCAUCUUUCCUUAGUUCAUACAUAGGACCUAUUUUACUUGAUAUAUUGAUGAAGUACAUAUUAGGGAGGAGCCAAGCAAUAUCUUUGGACUUGAUAUUUAAUAAAACUCAAACUUUAAAUUCUUAUAAGAAGGACACAAGAAACCAAGAACUCACAGGUAUAUAGGAGGACAUUUCUAAGGACUGAAUUCUGAAUUAAUAGCAAAGACCAGAGUGACAGCCAGUACUCCACCCAUGAUAAUAUCCUUGGCUGUCCUGGGGCUGGAUGGGGACUAGAAUUGGAAGAGGGUUAUCAUCUGCAAUGGGAAGUGGAUAUGUUAUUGCUAAUCUACCUGUAUUCUUUAAUGUCUGUAUUUUUUUUUUUUAAGUAUUCCUUGGGAUCGAAGCUGGAGAGACAUUCAUAGCCCUAACUCUAUCACUUAUCCUAAACAUUAAAAGGUCAAUAAAGUGUCCUACUACUUUGUACACCA